GUGGAGUUCAUUUUAAAAUAGACAGGCACCAGGGUGUCACUCGAGGGAAAACAUUAAGAGCAACGUCCAUGUUCUAAUAGAAGACACUUUUCGUUGAAACCUGCAACUUGACUCUGACAUAAAAUACCCCGGGUAUAUAUAUAUAUCCGACAUGUUAGAGAUUCAGAAGUCGUCCCCCAAGACGACAGUCAGAAAAAAAUGUCCUAAGUCAAGCAUACCGAGACCUUGAUGUAGGUAACACAUGAUCACGCCUGCAGAAAACACAUUAAAAGCGGCUGCCAAUCCCUGCAGCGAAGUAUUUCACGGUAGGCUCAUGGCAUGACAUUGAUAUCAUCCCUCCCCAACCCCAUUUCCUUACCUGCGAGUUUCAUUUGCUGGCCUCAGUGACAUCACACGAGGAGGGUCACUCAUUCCAAUCUUUCUGAGCGAGGUGGGCUUCGGAACAGAGCCUUACUGGUUCGAGGUUGACAGACAGGAGAAGCUGAGAGGUUAUCAAGGUAAGUAGAAGACAGUGGUGUUGACGGCUAGUCGUGGUAGGUAGAAGACAGAGCGUGCUGCGUUUAUCAGGGUAUGUAAAAGCAGCGGGUGUUGAGGGUUCGUGAUUUGUAUCUUGACUUAAUUUUAUUUCCGUAUUUUUAUUGGAAACUUUCUUGCUUGUAUGAAUGUAAGUGGUUGAGUUAGUGGUGUUGUAAAGAUCAACAAAACAUUCCAUUGCGCCAACGGAUCCGUUAGUCCCAUCUAUGUGUAUCCUUUGUCCCUUCACAAUCAGGCUUUGUGGGGUGUGAAGGUGGGAAGGCAACAAAGAAAACCUGAGUGGACAAGCUUGCCACUGCUACUGUGUGGAAGGAAGAAAUGUUACAUGUAUGUAAUUGUAUAUGCAAGUGGAAAAUAAACACCCUAUUGAUGUCUGCCAUCACUAUUAACAACAGUGCACGGCAUGAUAGAUCACCUAUCGAGUGAAAAAAGAGAAUCGGGUUAGAGGUCAGGACGACUAGCGUGGGCACGCCUUGUACUACAGACAUCACCACCAUGGAAGCCAGCUACAAAUCAAAUUUCAGCAACACUACAGACACCACCACCAUGAAAGCAAGCAACAAAUCAAAUGUCAGCAACGCCAAUAGUGACGUGUACAGCAAGAUCGACAACUGGAACAGAGGCAGUGCCAGAAGUCUGCAGGAAAGUGUGGAGUUGUCGUCAUUAGGUUCUCAGCACAGGAGAGAUAAUCCUGUAACCUUUGACACUUGGUCGUCAGCGAACGACUACAGCCAGUCUGCAAGUAAAAGACGAGUUUGUUGCAAACAGAAGUCGACGGUCGUGCUGGUGAUGUUGAUAUUGAUAAUCGUCGGUGCUAUUUCAGGAGGCAUUGCCUACAAUGAGUUAAAGAAUCGUUCUACGUCUACAGCUCCAGGUGAAGGACAAAAAUACUGGGUCAGCAGAGGUCGCGUCACCACGUUGGUGAAUGACUCCUUCCUUCCUGCAAUGGCCAACAGCUCUUCCACCGAAUUCAAGGAAUUCAACAAGAAACUGUGUUACAGUGUUUACAAAAUUUUAGCUGGGAACGACAGUGUGGUCUUCCGCGGCUGUGCCCUACUUGAUCUCAGGUAAGGAUUCAAAAACAACAGAAACUUUAUAUUCUUUUUGUUUAUUUGUUCAACAUUGUCAGACUGAUAAAA
Molecule: messenger RNA, 1673 nt
Organism: Pomacea canaliculata
Lineage: Eukaryota; Metazoa; Mollusca; Gastropoda; Architaenioglossa; Ampullariidae
Exons: 7
Coding region: 1030-1605 (191 amino acids)
Source: RefSeq, a predicted model, not a curated record